Messenger RNA from Colias croceus (clouded yellow), 3867 nucleotides. RefSeq names its product ephrin type-B receptor 1-B (gene Eph). Gene Ontology annotation, biological process: protein phosphorylation; axon guidance; cell surface receptor protein tyrosine kinase signaling pathway. NCBI's taxonomy places the organism in Eukaryota, Metazoa, Arthropoda, Insecta, Lepidoptera, Pieridae. The coding region runs from base 367 to 3402 and encodes 1011 amino acids. Gene Ontology annotation, molecular function: transmembrane-ephrin receptor activity; ATP binding; protein binding. Gene Ontology annotation, cellular component: neuron projection; plasma membrane. The record is from RefSeq and is a predicted model, not a curated record. The transcript has a single exon.
GAAAGUGAGUUUUCGUCUGUGUGAUACGGGAUCAAUAGAAAUUAAAAUUGUGAAUUCUCACAUAAAAUAAUGCCGUUAUCGCGUGUGAAUAACUGGAAAUACAUAAUAUAGACAUAAGACAAAAGUUUUCGUGUUAAAUACAGUGCCUGGACCUUGUUUAAACGUAAUCCCAUACAAUACAUUGCUUUGGCGAAAUGACGGGGCCGUCUCGCCUUUUAUCCCCGACAAAGUGAAGUGUUAACUCAAAGUACUGUGAACUCUUAAAACAGUGACUUAUUUAUUAUUAUGUAGUUGAACUUUCGUAAUUUUGGUUUUAUUCGUCGUCAUUAGUGUCGUUCUUGGUGUUUUUAUUGUUAUGCCGUCGAGAUGAUGUGGUUUUACGUAGCGGUGGCGGCCGCUGUGACCGCCGCUAUAUGCGUACAGGGCGAUCAAGUGAUGCUUCUUGAUACUACAACUGAAAAUACGCUCGGAUGGACUCGAUAUCCUUACGGUCCGCAAGCCAGCACGCCAGGAUGGCUCGAGGAAUCCUACACAAAUUUCGAGAAACAAAUAAAUUGGCGAUCGUACGUGGUCUGUGAUGUUGCCCACCAUAAUGUCAAUAAUUGGUUAUGGACUCCGUUUAUAGAAAGAAGGAAUGCGAAUCGCAUUUACAUCGAAAUUAAAUUCACGAUUCGCGAUUGUUCUUUAUUCCCUGGUAAUGCUUUGAGCUGCAAGGAAACCUUCAGUUUGUUAUAUUACGAAUUUGACGUGGCCACCCGUGAACAACCACCCUGGGAACCUGAAAGCUACAAGUUAGUUGGCAGAAUAGCAGCUGGUGAAGGAAGGUUCAAUACCAAUUCAGAAGUUGAUAUAAACACAGAGGUAAAAAGCAUAGCUGUCACAAAGAGAGGUGUCUACAUAGCGUUUAGAGAUCAAGGUGCAUGUAUUUCAAUUUUAGCUGUAAAAGUAUACUAUAUUACAUGUCCAGAAGUCACUAUAAAUUUUGCCAGAUUCCCAGCCACUCCUACAGGCAGAGAAGUGACCGUUAUUGAACAAGCAAAUGGCACUUGUGUAGAAUAUGCUGAGACAGCCCCUGGAGAAUCUCCUCCAGUAUAUUUAUGCAAAGGAGAUGGCAAAUGGACUUUACCCAGUGGAUCAUGCAAGUGUAAAGGUGGCUAUGAACCAGACCAAGCUAACCAAGUUUGCAAUGAGUGUGCUCCUGGAAAGUUCAAAGCUCACACAGGAGAUGAUGCUUGUAUGCCAUGCCCUGACUAUUCAGAAUCGACAGCAUUUGCUUCAGUUGAAUGUAAAUGUGUUCCUGGCUUCUUCAGAGCUAAGAAAGAUCCUAAGAAUGUACCAUGUACUCAACCACCCUCAGCCCCAGACAAUUUAACUGUAACAUUUGCAGAUCAAUUCUCUAUAUCCCUAGCAUGGCAACCACCUCACAAGACUGGUGGACGUAGUGAUGUUACUUAUGAAGUCCAUUGUACUAAUUGUGGACCUAAUGUUGAGUACCGACCAUCCUCUAGCGGACUCAAUCACACAAGAGUCACAGUCAUGGGACUAGAUCCAGUGACUGAAUAUAAAUUCCAAGUACUUGCUGUCAAUGGAGUUUCUGAAAUGACUGGGGAUUCACCGAAGAAAAUUGAAAUUACCGCUGUAACAGAAGCUUCUGUUGUAAGUGUUGUAUCAAAACUGAGAAUUGUAAGCGUAGAAAAUGACAAGUUAUCGCUUGCUUGGAAUCCUCCACCCACUGAUAUGACUGACCCAGAUGACACAAUUGAGAGCUAUGAAGUGAAAUGCUUCCCUAAAGACAAUCAUGAGAGAAGUGCAAAUGUUACUGUGAAGAUAACAAAAGAGCCACAUGUGAUCAUUGCAGGAUUGAAGAGAGAUACUGAAUACGGUAUUAGAGUCCGAGCAAAAAUGAAGAGAGGAUGGGGAGAAUUGAGUGGCAUUGUCUAUGCCAGAACUGGGGCUGGAAUGGAGCCAACAUUUGUUGGUGAAGAUGAAGGAGCACAAGUACCCUUGGUGGCAGGUGUUAUGGUCGCUGUUGUUGUCCUGUCCGUUGUUGCCAUCAUUGCAACAGUAUUAUUCUUGAGAUCACGGGCUGACGAUGAAUGUGAUAAAAAGCAACCAAGCGACUGUAAUGCACUAAAUUAUAGAAAUGGAGAAGUUUAUACUGGCCCUGAUAGACCGACUAAGACAAGCAGUAAUGCUACCACACCACUCUUUGCAGGCACAGGCUCCAGAACAUAUAUUGAUCCACACACUUAUGAAGAUCCAAACCAAGCCGUAAGGGAAUUUGCUCGUGAAAUAGAUGCUUCAUGUAUCACUAUUGAAGCUAUCAUAGGUGGUGGUGAAUUUGGCGAUGUGUGCAGAGGAAAACUGAAAUUACCUGCAUGUGGUCAAGAAAUAGAUGUUGCCAUAAAAACUUUGAAACCUGGAUCAACUGAAAGGGCUCGUCGAGAUUUUCUAGCCGAAGCAUCUAUAAUGGGCCAAUUUGAACAUCCUAAUGUUAUAUUUUUGCAAGGUGUCGUAACAAAGUGUAAUCCAAUUAUGAUUAUUACGGAAUUUAUGGAGAAUGGCUCUCUUGAUACAUUUUUGCGAGCUAAUGAUGGUAAAUUCCGAGUACUUCAACUGGUUGGAAUGCUCCGCGGAAUAGCAACCGGAAUGCAAUAUCUUUCGGAAAUGAAUUACAUACAUCGUGACCUAGCUGCUCGCAAUGUACUCGUAAAUUCACAAUUAGUGUGUAAAAUAGCUGAUUUUGGUUUAUCCCGGGAAAUCGAAUCCACAGCUGAUGGAGCAUACACAACUCGAGGUGGCAAAAUACCAGUGCGAUGGACAGCUCCUGAAGCUAUUGCUUUCAGGAAAUUCACCUCUGCCAGUGAUGUAUGGUCCAUGGGAAUUGUUUGCUGGGAAGUGAUGAGCUUUGGUGAAAGACCAUACUGGAAUUGGAGUAAUCAAGAUGUGAUUAAAUCAAUCGAGAAGGGUUACCGUCUCCCUGCGCCCAUGGAUUGUCCAGAGGCUGUGUAUCAGCUCAUGUUAGAUUGCUGGCAAAAGGAACGCACUCACCGGCCUACAUUUGCGAGCAUCGUAAAAACGCUCGAUAAGUUAAUACGAUGCCCUGACACUUUGCGGAAAAUAGCCCAAAACCGUUCAACGGACCCCUUGGCUGGCGAUACACCAGACUUGAUACAAUUCUCUUCAGUAGAAGAGUGGUUGGAGUGUAUAAAAAUGUCCAGAUACAUAGAGAAGUUCAGAGCAGCUGGGAUUACUGAUAUGAAUGCUGUCGUUGACCUCACAGUGCACCAAUUGGCCUCUUUAGGAGUGACCCUGGUUGGCCACCAAAAGAAAAUCAUGAAUAGUGUCCAAAGCAUGCGUGCACAGAUUCGUGUCAGUGGCCCAUAUGGGUUUCUUGUCUAAGUAACUGAAUGGUAAAUGCAGUGUUGUUUUAUAUUGAAACGUGAUUUAAACACAGUGAUUUAAAUUAAUGAAAAUAAUGCAUCUUGUAUAUUUUUCUAAAAAAACUGUCCUAGGGGUUAGAGAUAUUAUAUAAUAUGGACAUCCACAGCGGUGAUUCAAUUUCAUUAUGGUGUUUAUAUUUUUAAUCAUAAUUUUAAUUAAAAUAUUAGAUCAGCUGUAUUGGGACAUUCAUGUUAUAUAAACCGGAGGCCUAAUAUCAUUCUCAAUACGAAAAAUCACUACACCAAGACUUAAAAAGCUGCCGUCUUUUAAUACAACGAACACAUUGCCAUAAUUAAUUGAUAUGAUUUUAUAUCCAUAUAUUAUCUUGUGAAAGGUAAAAAAAAUGUAUAAAUUAACAUAUUUCUAAAAAAUUUAAACAAAAAACAAACAUUGUUUAUUGUUACUUAUUUUGUGACUGAAAUA